Messenger RNA from Glycine soja, 760 nucleotides. Its product is annotated as 60S ribosomal protein L24-like. Gene Ontology annotation, biological process: cytoplasmic translation. The coding region runs from base 92 to 583 and encodes 163 amino acids. Gene Ontology annotation, cellular component: cytosolic large ribosomal subunit. The record is from RefSeq and is a predicted model, not a curated record. NCBI's taxonomy places the organism in Eukaryota, Viridiplantae, Streptophyta, Magnoliopsida, Fabales, Fabaceae. The transcript has 5 exons. Gene Ontology annotation, molecular function: structural constituent of ribosome; mRNA binding.
AUUUACGCUGUUCUAUAUAGGUAGCAGGCAUCAAAGAAAAUUAGGUUUUUAGGGUUUACACCGAGGAGACACACCUUCAGCAGCAGCAGCCAUGGUUCUCAAAACCGAACUAUGCCGAUUCAGCGGUGCCAAGAUCUACCCAGGGAAAGGCAUCAGAUUUGUUCGUGGUGAUUCUCAGGUUUUCCUGUUUGCUAACUCGAAAUGUAAGAGGUAUUUCCACAACAGGUUGAAGCCAUCAAAGCUCACCUGGACUGCAAUGUACAGAAAGCAACACAAGAAGGACAUUGCUCAAGAAGCUGUGAAGAAAAGAAGACGUGCUGCCAAAAAGCCUUACUCCAGGUCCAUUGUCGGUGCCACUUUGGAAGUUAUCCAGAAAAAGAGAGCUGAGAAGCCAGAAGUUCGAGAUGCAAAUAGGGAAGCUGCCCUUCGUGAAAUUAAGGAGAGGAACAAGAAAACAAAGGAUGAGAAGAAGGCUAAGAAAGCAGAGUUUGCCAAGUCCCAAAAAUCACAAGGGAAAGGAAAUGUUUCGAAGGGUGCCAUGCCCAAAGGUCCCAAACUUGGUGGUGGAGGCGGGAAACGCUGAGCCUUUACUUUGGUUCCCAUUUUUUGCUACAUUUAAAAUAGUGUUGUUUUGAAUCUGUACUAUUUUACUGUUUUAUUAAACCUUUGUUUGGAGCUUGUGAAGGUACCUUGUUAUUGAAUGGAUUUAGCCAUCAGUUUUAUAUUCUUAAGCUAAUCAUCUUUUGCAAUGUCUUUGUGA